This is a messenger RNA of Rhizophagus irregularis DAOM 181602=DAOM 197198, 666 nucleotides long. Lineage: Eukaryota; Fungi; Glomeromycota; Glomeromycetes; Glomerales; Glomeraceae. The record is from RefSeq and is a predicted model, not a curated record.
UGGAGGGAGAAAAUUGGCAUGUUAAGAGAUAUUGCGUUUGGUCUUAAUGAGAUUCAUGAAGAGGAAUUAAUUCAUCAAGAUUUUCAUAGUGGGAAUAUAUUAAACAGUUUACGUGAUUCCACUACAAAUAUUACUGAUUUAGGAUUAUGUAAACCAGCAAAUAACAAAUCAGAGAAUUACGAGAUCUAUGGAGUAUUACCAUAUGUAGCCCCCGAAGUUUUAAGAGAAAAAAAAUAUAUCCAAGCAAGUAACGUUUAUAGCUUUGGGAUUAUUAUAUAUGAAGUAUUUAAUAUAUUACCUCCCUACCAUGAUAUUGCUCAUGAUGAGUCAUUAGCAAUAAAAAUCUGUCAGGGACAAAGACCAGGAUUUAAUAUAAAAGUACCUCAAUUAAUAGAAGAUAUAACUAAACAAUGUGUAGACGCAGAUUCAUUAAAAAGACCAACUACAAAAUAUUUGAAAGAAAUAUUUGAUCAAUGGUAUGAUUUAGUCUAUUAUAAAAAAGACAGUGAAAUUUGUAAACAAAUUAAUGAAGCAGAUGUAUUUAAUGAAAAACUUCCAUCUUUUGCAAAAUCUGAAAAUUUUACAUAUACAAUACAUCCUCAAGCUAUUUAUACAAGUAGAUUAUUAAAUUUUGACAAUUUAUCCGAACCAAAAAAUGCUGAUUGA